This is a messenger RNA of Oncorhynchus tshawytscha (Chinook salmon), 1689 nucleotides long. RefSeq names its product hyphal wall protein 2-like. The transcript is spliced from 3 exons. The record is from RefSeq and is a predicted model, not a curated record. Lineage: Eukaryota; Metazoa; Chordata; Actinopteri; Salmoniformes; Salmonidae. Bases 1 to 1689 code for a protein of 562 amino acids.
AUGGAGCAGAAACACACAAUUAUAAAGAAACACACCACCAUAGAUAAACACACCCUUACAGAGGAACACACCACUAUAGAGAAACACUCCACUAUAGAGAAACACUCCACUACAGAGAAACACUCCACUACAGAGAAACACUCCACUACAGAGAAACACUCCACUAUAGAGAAACACUCCACUACAGAGAAACACUCCACUACAGAGAAACACUCCACUAUAGAGAAACACUCCACUAUAGAGAAACACUCCACUAUAGAGAAACACUCCACUAUAGAGAAACACUCCACUAUAGAGAAACACUCCACUAUAGAGAAACACUCCACUAUAGAGAAACACUCCACUAUAGAGAAACACACCACUACAGAGAAACACUCCACUAUAGAGAAACACUCCACUAUAGAGAAACACUCCACUAUAGAGAAACACACCACUAUAGAGAAACACACCACUAUAGAGAAACACUCCACUAUAGAGAAACACACCAUUACAGAGAAACACUCCACUAUAGAGAAACACUCCACUAUAGAGAAACACACCAUUACAGAGAAACACUCCACUACAGAGAAACACUCCACUAUAGAGAAACACUCCACUAUAGAGAAACACUCCACUACAGAGAAACACUCCAUUACAGAGAAACACUCCAUUACAGAGAAACACUCCACUAUAGAGAAACACUCCACUACAGAGAAACACUCCAUUACAGAGAAACACUCCACUAUAGAGAAACACUCCACUACAGAGAAACACUCCAUUACAGAGAAACACUCCACUAUAGAGAAACACACCAUUACAGAGAAACACUCCACUACAGAGAAACACUCCACUAUAGAGAAACACUCCACUACAGAGAAACACUCCACUACAGAGAAACACUCCACUACAGAGAAACACUCCACUAUAGAGAAACACACCAUUACAGAGAAACACUCCACUAUAGAGAAACACUCCACUAUAGAGAAACACUCCACUACAGAGAAACACUCCACUACAGAGAAACACUCCACUACAGAGAAACACUCCACUAUAGAGAAACACUCCACUACAGAGAAACACUCCACUACAGAGAAACACUCCACUACAGAGAAACACUCCACUACAGAGAAACACUCCACUACAGAGAAACACUCCACUACAGAGAAACACUCCACUAUAGAGAAACACUCCACUACAGAGAAACACUCCACUAUAGAGAAACACUCCACUAUAGAGAAACACUCCACUACAGAGAAACACUCCACUACAGAGAAACACUCCACUACAGAGAAACACUCCAUUAUAGAGAAACACUACAACAGAGAAACACUACAACAGAGAAACACUACAACAGAGAAACACUACAACAGAGAAACACUACAACAGAGAAACACUACAACAGAGAAACACUACAACAGAGAAACACUACAACAGAGAAACACUACAACAGAGAAACACUACAACAGAGAAACACUACAACAGAGAAACACACCACUAAAGAGAAACACACCACUAAAGAGAAACACACCACUAUAUAGAAACACAUUGACAGAUGUAAUCUCCUGGUUGAGGGUGCAAGCUUUAAGGGGGCCUGUGACUGAAGUUAUUCUGACCCCUGAGAAUUGCUGGAGUCGGCGUCAGAACUACAGCCUGUACCCUUGUGAGAGGGUCAUCACCACCCAUGGGUCUGAGGAGUGGGAUGCCCAGUAG